This is a messenger RNA of Pterocles gutturalis (yellow-throated sandgrouse), 1664 nucleotides long. RefSeq names its product atlastin-1-like. Gene Ontology annotation, biological process: endoplasmic reticulum organization; protein homooligomerization. Gene Ontology annotation, molecular function: GTP binding; GTPase activity. Lineage: Eukaryota; Metazoa; Chordata; Aves; Pterocliformes; Pteroclidae. The record is from RefSeq and is a predicted model, not a curated record.
GUAGUUUUGGAGAGAAGACUUAUGAGUGGAGCUCAGAGGAGGAGGAAUCGGUGAGGAAGGCAGGACCAGUGCAAGUCCUCAUCGUCAAAGAUGACCAUUCCUUUGAACUGGAUGGAAAAAACAUCCUCCUCUCAGAGGCUGUCAGAGAUAAAGAGGUCGUGGCUGUGUCUGUUGCUGGAGCUUUUAGAAAAGGAAAAUCAUUCCUGAUGGACUUUAUGCUACGGUAUAUGUACAAUAAGGAAGCAGUGGACUGGGUUGGAGAUUACAACGAGCCUCUGACUGGUUUCUCCUGGAGGGGAGGGUCUGAGCGGGAGACGACCGGCAUUCAGAUAUGGAGCGAAGUUUUCCUGGUGGACAAGCCCGAUGGUAAAAAGGUUGCAGUGUUGCUGAUGGACACGCAGGGGACCUUUGACAGCCAGUCCACUCUGCGGGAUUCCGCCACCGUGUUUGCCCUUAGCACAAUGAUCAGCUCGAUACAGGUUUAUAACUUGUCCCAGAAUGUUCAGGAGGAUGAUCUGCAGCACUUGCAGCUUUUCACUGAGUAUGGUCGGCUGGCCAUGGAGGAGACAUUCCUGAAACCUUUCCAGUCCCUUAUUUUCCUGGUUCGUGACUGGAGCUUCCCGUAUGAAUUUUCCUAUGGAUCUGACGGUGGCGCAAGAUUUCUGGAGAAGCGGCUGAAGGUCUCAGGAAAUCAGCACGAAGAGCUGCAGAACGUCAGAAAGCACAUCCACUCCUGCUUCACCAAAAUCUCCUGCUUCCUCUUACCUCACCCGGGCCUCAAGGUUGCCACCAACCCCAAUUUCGAUGGAAAACUGAAAGAAAUAGACGAUGAGUUCAUCAAGAACUUGAAGAUUUUGAUUCCGUGGCUUCUUAGUCCUGAGAGCCUGGAUGUGAAGGAGAUCAAUGGAAACCAUAUCACCUGUCGAGGCCUUGUGGAGUAUUUUAAGGCAUACAUAAAGAUCUACCAAGGGGAAGAACUGCCACACCCCAAGUCCAUGCUGCAGGCCACAGCAGAAGCCAACAACUUAGCAGCAGUUGCCACUGCCAAAGACACCUACAGCAGGAGGAUGGAAGAGGUCUGUGGUGGAGACAAACCCUUCCUUGCACCCAGUGACCUCCAGAGCAAACACGUGGAGCUGAAGGAGGAGGCUGUGAAGCUGUUCCGCGGGGUGAAGAAGAUGGGUGGGGAGGAAUUCAGCCGUCGCUACCUCCAGCAACUGGAGACUGAGAUAGAUGAGCUCUACAUCCAGUACAUCAAGCACAACGACAGCAAGAACAUCUUCCACGCCGCCCGUACCCCCGCCACGCUCUUUGUGGUUAUCUUCAUCACUUACGUGAUAGCUGGAGUGACCGGCUUCAUUGGCUUGGACAUCAUAGCCAGCCUGUGCAACAUGAUCAUGGGCCUGACCCUGAUCACGCUGUGCACCUGGGCUUAUAUCAGAUACUCUGGGGAGUACAGAGAACUGGGCGCAGUCAUAGACCAAGUGGCCGCAGCGUUAUGGGACCAGGGAAGCACGAAUGAGGCUUUGUACAAACUGUACAGCGCGGCAGCGACGCACAGACAUUUGUACCACCACGCCUUUCCCGCGCAGAAAGCGGAGCCAGCCGAGGCCUCGGAGAGGAAGAAGGUGUAAGCCCGGCGCACGCCCAUCGAUGCAUGAACG